Messenger RNA from Porites evermanni, 3210 nucleotides. The record is from the annotation of a GenBank genome assembly. NCBI's taxonomy places the organism in Eukaryota, Metazoa, Cnidaria, Anthozoa, Scleractinia, Poritidae.
AUGGCUCUGGCAGUAUUUUGUAGAAGCCCGGCAGCCUAUGAGGCUUUGGCAGGUUUUGACAUAUUACAGCUACCAUCAGUGGAUUCAUUAAGACAACUACGGUCGGGGUACUUCCAGACUGAUGGCCCCAAUUGGGAAAACCUGGAAGAAGCUGCCCAAGAUUACAAAUCCCUUCGAGAGGAAAAGAGAGUACAAGGGUUACUACAACCGCAAGGCUGGGGUGUGUUGAUUGGGGAUGAGGUGAAAGUGGUGACAAAAAUUCAGUGGAACUCCAGAAAUAAUGAGUGCGUUUAUUUAUGCAUGGUUUAAUUCAUUUAAUAAAUAUUUAUGUACCUUUUUGGUCAGUUUCCUUUUUUGGCAUCCAUGAAUUUGCUGAAUUUUGAAAUUAUAGUAAAAAGAUUAACAAUUAAUUGAUUUCUUCUAACUUUUGACCAAAAGUGAGUUAGUGAAUACCUUAAAAAGUAUAGACUUAAUUAGAAGAAUUGUCUAGAUCCGUUACAUAAUAGUGGUAAACUUAAAUUCACAAAAUGAUGCUUGGAUUCAUUUAAAGUAAAUUAAAUGCCUGUCAACUAAAUAAUAUAAUGUCAAUAAUAAUUUUCUCUUACUAAUUUUUUACAUGAAGAUUCAUUGGUCAUUCCCUCACUCCUGAUGAGAUGGUUUCACUUCACGAUAUUUAUGAGGAACUGGAUCCAUCUCGAAGACAAAUGAGAGCAUCUUAUGUAUACCAGUUCUUAUGGCGUGACCUUACAAGCGAGUUCGAUGUCAUUGGUCCUUACUACAAGAGCGAAGUGGGAAUGAAGCAUCAGUUUGUGAUGACGUGCAUACUUACCACCAUCCAUGCAUUUCAUCUCUACGGAUUCGAGGUGAUGGCCAUUGUACUAGAUGGUGCUAGCACAAACUUGGCUGCAAUGAAGUACUUUACCAUGGGUAAGGCUGGUGCAUAUGGUAUGAAUGAGGACCCAGCUGUGUCAGAACCUCAUCGUGUAAAAACAUGGUGGAUAAAUCCAUUCACUGGUACCAAGAUAUUUUUUGUGCCAUGUCCAUCCCAUGAGGUAACAGUUGCAAUAAUAAUUUGAAACUGCAUGUUAUAAUAAUCAGGGUGCAAAGAAGGUCAGUUAUGCAGCUUGCCAUUUGGGCAAGCUGUAGCUAGCAUGUACUAGCCCACAAGUCAUUUCAACUGGCCCCAAAACCCUUUUUGAUUAGCAGGAUUGAUUACAAUCCUUUUGUAAUUUGAAUUUCCAAAAAAUAAUUGACCAGCUCCCAACAUCAGUGGCUUCAUAUAUUUGUUUGUAAUAGGGUCAAGUUUAACUAUUCCAUUUUUUAGUGUUACUGUAUAUUUUGAAAGCAGUUAUUUCCUGUAAACCCUUAUAAAAUAUUUCCAAACCAUCGACAAAUCUUUAAAAUUUUUAAGGAUGUUAUCCUUGUACAUGUAUAUAUACAGUUGUGGUACAACUACAUUUUGCGUAAAUAUUGGAACAAUCCAAAAGAAGAAAAAUUUAGAAAGCAACCAUUCAAAAAAAAAUCAUCAGCCUUCUGAUAAGUGUCUCUAAUAUUCACAGCUGAAAAGCAUUAUUGCGGCAUUGUAUUCUUCAAAGCCAACUGGAAAAAAGCACUUUAACUUGUGGGGUAUCAACUUUGGUUGGAGACAGAUCAUUGGAGUAUGGAAUCGAGAACUGGAUAGGGCGCGAAAGAACAGAAUGCUGAGAGUUCCAGAGCUGAAGUACCGGUAUGUUUUCAGGGAUUCUUGGACACGACUUAAUGUCAGACCUGCCAAAGUUAUGCAGGUAAGCCGCUAUAAAUGUGUUUCAAAUAUAUCCGGACAGCACAGUCCUAAAUACUAUUGUUAAGUUAAUAAUCUGACUACUUUAUCUAAUCAACUAAAAUAAUAUUAAACUUGGCAGGAACAUUUAAGUUUACAUUUUAGCUUCAACUUUUUCCUAGUGUUCAGUAUGAUUACCCAGCUCUCAUAAGAUUAAAUUUAAUGUUGUGGUUUAAUUUAUCUUUGGUUCAAAUUUUAUUUUCCGUUGUUUUUGGGUAGGAAAAUAAAAUUUAAACCAAAGAUAGAAUUGAAUACAAUUGAACAUUUUGUUUAUGCUGUAUUGAGCUGUUUUGAAAAUCACUUAUUUCCAUUAUAUUUAUCAGCAAGACCAUCUGAUUGGAGAACUAAAGGAGUAUCAAGAAAAAGGCCCUGCUGAUGCUGACAAGGUUUCUAUGACCGUGGAGUACCUGGAAGCUGCCCAGUCAUUAUUUGAAUUUGGUGUACUCAGCCAUACAAAGAUAUCUGAUGUCAACAGUGCUGUUCUUCAGAAGAUGGAGGAAGGAUUUCUGUUUUUUGUAGCCUGGGCAGACUACUGCUAUGGUGAAGGUAGAAAAUUGCUUAUCCCUGUUCACACUUAGUCAGUAAUUUUUGUAUAGCUGCACAGAGUCCAAUGUGUACCAAUAAAAACACUUUCAGAGUAAUAUUUAAUUAAACAGUAUACCCCUGUUGUACCAGUGGCAUUAUUACUGUCUUGAAAAUGAAAUGCAACAUGAUUAAUUGGUGACGUCGAGUGAUUUCCUGUUCUCUGGAGGAGCUAGGAAGUACCAAAACAAAAAAAGUGAACAUUCAAGUGAAUGUAGAAACCAGUACAUCUUAGGGCCCUGGACUUUAAUCAAUCAUGGUCACUUUGUGAUUUUGUUUUUGACUGCAAACUUUGGUCAAUUCUGAAGAUCAAUUCAAAAUUACCCUCAUUGGAGAUUCUUUUUUUUUUUUCAAAACAGGUUAUGACCUUUCAGUCCCCACACAGACAGUCUUUUUGUCAUGGCAAGUAAGUAUGUUUCUUUUUUUUUGGCUAUUUCAAGAUGUAUUGUUUUAUAGUAUCUCUCCUGAGAAGUGAAUAUUAAUUACUUGCCUUGCAGACAUGGGACCUGCUCAGAUUGAUGUACUAUGGUUUUUCUGAACUUUGCCAUGAGUUCUUUGAUCGGUUUCCAGGGCAUUACCUUAUUCCACUAAGGAUUAAUGGCAGUGGAUUAGAAACAAUCUUCUCUCAGCUACGAUUUUCAACUGCUGGAAACUUAACCAGCUGUAAUUAUGGCUAUGCCCUUUCCUCGUUGACUCUGAGAAGGUUCCUUCAUGGUCACCGUGGGAAAUACAAGUACCGGAAAGCAAGAUUGUAUGUGAGGCAGAGACGCUUCAAAAGGUCCAGACGUAUGGUACAAAGAGUGGCAUAA